AUGUGUGUAUACCGGACGCAGGCGUCAACCAGGCUGGCAGCGUUGGAGGAGGCUGCCGAGGGGAGGACGGCGUCUUACCAGAGGGAGAUCCUUCACCUGCAGCAGCUGCUGAGAGAGAGACAGGAGGCUGAGGAAAAACUGCUGCAGUCCAAACGGGACGUGGAGGAGGAGCUGGAGGUGGUGUGGCAGGCAGCAACGCGGGAGAACCAGCAGAUGAGGAAGACGCUGAUGGACACAAAACUGGGCGGGGACCUGUCGGGCUGGGGGCUUUCUGAUACCUCCCCUCCUGACGUCCCUGCCCAGACUUCAGAGGAGACCGCCAAAUCCUCCCAGCUUCAGCAUAAGCACGGGCUGGAUUUCUAUUGCUAAACGCCUGGAGACUGAACCCGCAGAGGUCUGUGCCAGCAUCUGAACAUCUGGGUCAAAAAAAAAAAAAAAACACACAAGAAAACUGUAAAACUAGGAAGAAUUCUAUGUACAGAUGAGGAUGUUUUGACCUUAAAAAGCACUUUAAUGACCUUUUCAGCUCUCGCAGAGUUUAACUGUUUUUUUUUUUUUUUAACAUAUUUGUCUUUCACAAAUGUGCCAAGAACAACUGAAAGACACCUGGAGAGUUCAAGGAGAAAUGUCCCAAAGUCAAAAGGGCAAUGGUGCCAUCUACUGGACACAAGUGGCAACCACAUUAUUGAUUGAUGACGUUAGUGAGCUAAUGAGCAGCCGAUGACCAGGCAGUGUCAGUGUAAAUCCCUAUUUCCUCAUUACAGCAACCCUGCUGUCUGCACAGCAAAUUAACUUGCUUAUCACCCAAAUAGGAGCAAUAAAAUUGACCCACUUGAAAUGUAGAUUUACUUGAAGGAGAUUCAGAAUUAAUGAGAUGUGAAGCGAGUUUUCUGUAAUAAAAAAUAAAAAAACAUAUUUGAUAAAUGGUAUAUAUUUGUAUAUCUGCAUUUUAGCCUAAUGCGUAGAGGCUUGUUGGUAAUUAAUAAAGUAAGAUUUCACAUCUGUGAGCCUAAUUUUCCGUGUAUUUAUUAUGAAACCGUGAGAUAGAAUGUUGUGAAGCUGGUCAUGCUGUAUGUUGUGACUGCUGCUGGCAGAAACAUUUAAUCUACCAUAACUCAAAGCAAAUUGAUUUAUUCUGAAAUGUUUUCCUGUGACUCACUGUGUGCUGCAAAGUAGUGAGAGGUAAUACUAAAAUAAAGGUGGUCACAUUUUGGUACCCGUGACUAUACCUGGA
Messenger RNA from Fundulus heteroclitus (mummichog), 1234 nucleotides. RefSeq names its product centrosomal protein of 89 kDa-like. Gene Ontology annotation, cellular component: ciliary transition fiber; centriole. The transcript is spliced from 3 exons. NCBI's taxonomy places the organism in Eukaryota, Metazoa, Chordata, Actinopteri, Cyprinodontiformes, Fundulidae. The coding region runs from base 1 to 369 and encodes 122 amino acids. The record is from RefSeq and is a predicted model, not a curated record. Gene Ontology annotation, biological process: chemical synaptic transmission; mitochondrion organization; cilium assembly.